CGAGUCGGAGUGGUACACGGCUCACGGUGCAGACGCGGAACUGGCGUGCGCUCGGAGCGGCGCCCGCGCCGAGGAGCGACUGACGCUCGGCUGCCGGGGGACGUCUGGCCGAACCCGGCCCGGUCCCCCGAGGCUCGGGAGACUUGGAUUUUCAGAUAAUAUCAGGAUUCCUCCUGGGAACAUUGAUUCCAUGCUUGGUGCCUUGAAGUUUCUCUGAGAUGAACUGAUGAAUCGGAACCAUGGUGCAAAAGAAGAAGUCCUGUCCUCGGUUACUUGACUACCUAGUGAUCGUAGGGGCCAGGCACCCGAGCAGUGAUAGCGUGGCCCAGACUCCAGAACUGCUACGGCGAUACCCGUUAGAGGAUCACGCCGAGUUUCCCCUGCCCCCGGAUGUCGUGUUCUUCUGCCAGCCAGAGGGCUGCCUGAGUGUGCGACAACGGCGCAUGAGCCUGCGCGAGGACACCUCUUUUGUCUUCACUCUCACCGACAAGGACACCGGAGUCACGCGUUAUGGCAUCUGUGUUAACUUCUACCGCUCCUUCCAAAAGCGCGUGCCUAAGGAAAAGGGGGAGGCCGGGGCAGGGUCCCGUGGGAAGGAAGGACCCCACGCCACCUACAUCUCAGAAGAGGUUGGCACCGAGAGCUCGGAGAGUGGCCCGUCCCUGCAGCCUCCCAGUGCCGACUCUACCCCGGAUGUGAACCAGUCUCCUCGGGGCAAACACCGGGCCAAGGCGGAGAGCCGUUCCCGCAACAGCACUCUGACGUCCCUGUGUGUGCUCAGCCAUUACCCCUUCUUCUCCACCUUCCGGGAGUGUCUGUACACCCUCAAACGUCUGGUGGACUGCUGUAGUGAGCGACUGCUGGGCAAGAAACUGGGCAUCCCUCGAGGCAUACAAAGGGACACCAUGUGGCGCAUCUUUACUGGAUCGUUGUUAGUGGAGGAGAAGUCAAGUGCCCUUCUGCACGACCUUCGAGAGAUUGAGGCCUGGAUCUACCGAUUGCUGCGCUCCCCAGUACCCGUCUCAGGGCAGAAGCGAGUGGACAUUGAGGUCCUGCCCCAGGAGCUCCAGCAAGCUCUGACCUUUGCGCUUCCAGACCCCUCUCGAUUCACCCUAGUGGAUUUCCCACUGCACCUUCCCUUGGAACUUCUGGGUGUGGAUGCCUGUCUUCAGGUGCUAACCUGCAUCCUGUUAGAGCACAAGGUGGUGCUGCAGUCCCGAGACUACAACGCACUCUCCAUGUCUGUGAUGGCAUUUGUGGCAAUGAUUUAUCCCUUGGAGUAUAUGUUUCCUGUUAUUCCACUGCUGCCCACCUGCAUGGCGUCCGCAGAACAGCUGCUGUUGGCUCCGACGCCGUACAUCAUCGGGGUCCCUGCCAGCUUCUUCCUCUACAAACUGGACUUCAAAAUGCCUGAUGACGUAUGGCUAGUGGAUCUGGACAGCAGUAGGGUGAUUGCCCCCACCAAUGCAGAAGUGCUACCUAUCCUUCCAGAACCAGAAUCACUAGAGUUGAAAAAACAUUUAAAACAGGCCCUCGCCAGCAUGAGUCUCAACACCCAGCCCAUCCUCAAUCUGGAGAAAUUCCACGAAGGCCAGGAGAUCCCUCUUCUCCUGGGAAGGCCUUCUAAUGACCUGCAGUCUACACCUUCCACUGAAUUCAACCCACUCAUCUAUGGCAACGACGUGGAUUCUGUGGAUGUCGCAACCAGAGUGGCCAUGGUCCGUUUCUUCAACUCCCCCAACGUGCUGCAGGGCUUUCAGAUGCACACGCGUACCCUGCGUCUCUUCCCCCGGCCCGUGGUAGCUUUCCAAGCUGGCUCCUUUCUAGCCUCACGUCCCCGGCAGACUCCUUUUGCUGAGAAACUGGCCAGGACUCAGGCUGUGGAGUACUUUGGAGAAUGGAUCCUCAACCCCACCAACUAUGCCUUUCAGCGGAUUCACAACAACACAUUCGAUCCAGCCCUGAUAGGCGACAAGCCAAAGUGGUACACCCACCAGCUGCAGCCUGUCCACUAUCGAGUGUAUGACAGCAGUUCCCACCUGGCCGAGGCGCUGAGCGUGCCGCCGGAGCACGACUCUGACUCUGACCCUACUGAUGACAGCGGCAGUGAUAGUAUGGAUUAUGAUGACUCAAGCUCUUCUUACUCUUCCCUUGGUGACUUUGUCAGUGAGAUGAUGAAAUGUGACAUCAAUGGUGAUACUCCUAACGUGGAUCCUCUGACACACGCAGCACUGGGGGAUGCCAGUGAGGUAGCUAUUGAUGAGCUGCAGAGCCAGAAGGAAGCAGAGGAACCUGGCCCAGACAGCGAGAACUCUCAGGAAAACCCCCCUCUGCGUUCCAGCUCCAGCACCACCGCCAGCAGUAGCCCCAGCACCGUUAUCCAUGGAGCCAGUUCUGAACCUGCCGACUCAACGGAGAUGGAUGAUGAGGCAGCGGUAGGCGUCUCCAAGUCCCUCCCCACCGUGCCUCCCAGCAUGGGCAAAGCGAACGUGGACAGGCGUCAGACAGAAACUGGAGAGGGGUCAGUGCGCCGGCGAACCUAUGAUAAUCCAUACUUCGAGCCCCAGUAUGGCUUUCCCCCUGAGGAAGAUGAUGCUGAGCAGGGGGAAGGUUACACUCCCCGAUUCAGCCAACAUGUCAGUGGCAGUCGGGCUCAAAAGCUGCUGCGGCCCAACAGCUUGAAACUGGCAAGUGACUCAGAUGCAGAGUCAGACUCUCGAGCGAGCUCGCCCACCUCCACCGUCUCCAACAACAGCACUGAGGGCUUCGGGGGCAUCAUGUCUUUUGCCAGCAGUCUGUAUCGGAACCACAGUACGAGCUUCAGUCUUUCAAAUCUCACACUGCCUACCAAAGGAGCGCGAGAGAAAACCACGCCCUUCCCCAGUCUGAAAGUAUUUGGGCUAAAUACUCUAAUGGAGAUUGUUACUGAAGCCGGCCCCGGGAGUGGUGAAGGAAACAGGAGGGCCUUAGUGGACCAGAAGUCAUCGGUCAUUAAACACAGCCCAACAGUGAAAAGAGAGCCUCCGUCACCUCAGGGUCGAUCCAGCAAUUCUAGUGAGAACCAGCAGUUCCUGAAGGAGGUGGUGCACAGCGUGCUGGACGGCCAGGGAGUUGGCUGGCUCAACACGAAGAAGGUGCGACGGCUGCUGGAGAGCGAGCAGCUUAGAGUCUUUGUCCUGAGCAAGCUGAGCCGCACGGUGCAGUCAGAGGACGAGGCCCAGCAGGACAUCAUCCCAGAUGUGGAGAUCGGUCGGAAGGUGUACAAGGGCAUGUUAGACCUGCUCAAGUGCACGGUCCUCAGUCUGGAGCAGUCCUACGCCCACGCAGGUCUGGGUGGCAUGGCCAGCAUCUUUGCGCUUCUGGAGAUCGCCCAGACCCACUACUAUAGUAAAGAACCAGACAAGCGGAAGAGAAGUCCAACAGAGAGUGUAAAUACACCAAUUGGCAAGGAUCCUGGCCUGGCUUGGCGGGGGGACCCAAAGGCCAUGGCACAGCUGAGAGUCCCCCAGCUGGGACCUCGGGCACCAAGUGCCUCAGGAAAGAGUCCCAAGGAACUGGACACCAGAAGUCUAAAGGAGGAGAACUUUGUAGCAUCUAUCGAAUUGUGGAACAAGCACCAGGAAGUGAAAAAGCAAAAAGCUUUGGAAACACAGAGGCCUGAAGUAAUCAAACCCACCUUUGACCUUGGUGAGACAGAGGAGAAAAAGUCCCAAGUCAGCGCAGACAGUGGUGUGAGCCUGACGUCUGGUCCCCAGAGGACUGAUCCAGAUUCUGUCCUUGGUGUGAGUCCAGCCGUUAUGAUCCGAAGCUCGAGUCAGGACUCCGAAGUUAGCACCGUGGUAGGGGAACACCACGCUGGCAUCUUGGUGAGUAAUAGCUCUGGAGAGACCCUUGGAGCGGACAGUGACCUGAGCAGCAAUGCAGGUGAUGGACCAGGCGGUGAGGGCGGCACCCACUUGGCAGGCUCUAGAGGCACGUUGUCUGAUAGUGAAAUUGAAACCAACUCUGCCACCAGUGCCAUCUUUGGUAAAGCCCACAGCUUGAAGCCAAGUGUAAAGGAGAAGCUGUUGGGCAGCCCAGUUCGCUUUUCUGAAGAUGUAAGCCAGCGAGUCUAUCUCUACGAGGGACUCCUAGGAAGGGACAAAGGAUCGAUGUGGGACCAGUUAGAGGAUGCCGCUAUGGAGACCUUUUCUAUAAGCAAAGAGCGUUCUACUUUAUGGGACCAAAUGCAGUUCUGGGAAGAUGCAUUCUUAGAUGCUGUGAUGUUGGAGAGAGAAGGGAUGGGUAUGGACCAGGGUCCCCAGGAAAUGAUAGACAGGUACCUGUCCCUAGGAGAACAUGACCGGAAGCGCCUAGAGGAUGAUGAAGAUCGUUUGCUGGCCACGCUCUUGCACAACCUCAUCUCCUACAUGCUGCUGAUGAAGGUAAAUAAGAAUGAUAUCCGGAAGAAGGUGAGGCGCCUGAUGGGAAAGUCGCAUAUUGGGCUUGUGUACAGCCAGCAAAUCAACGAAGUGCUUGACCAGCUGGCAAACCUGAAUGGACGAGAUCUCUCUAUCCGGUCCAGUGGCAGCCGGCACAUGAAGAAGCAGACAUUUGUGGUACAUGCGGGGACAGACACAAAUGGAGAUAUCUUUUUCAUGGAGGUGUGUGACGACUGCGUGGUGCUGCGUAGUAACAUCGGGACAGUGUACGAGCGCUGGUGGUAUGAGAAGCUCAUCAACAUGACCUACUGUCCCAAGACCAAGGUGCUAUGCUUGUGGCGUAGAAACGGCUCUGAGACCCAGCUCAACAAAUUCUAUACUAAGAAGUGUCGGGAGCUGUACUACUGCGUGAAGGACAGCAUGGAGCGUGCUGCCGCCCGACAGCAGAGCAUCAAACCUGGGCCGGAGCUGGGUGGCGAGUUCCCUGUGCAGGACAUGAAGACUGGCGAGGGUGGCUUGCUGCAGGUCACCCUAGAAGGGAUCAAUCUCAAGUUCAUGCACAACCAGGUUUUCAUAGAGCUGAAUCACAUUAAAAAGUGCAAUACAGUUCGAGGCGUCUUUGUCCUGGAGGAAUUUGGUAAUUACACUAUUUUGCUCUUAGGUCUGGACUCACAUGGCAGUAACUCAAACCUCGGAGCUCCAGAGGAGGGACUAGAGACAGAGAAGAAGAGCCUCUGCAGAGAGGUCAGGAGAAGCAGGAGUGAUAGGGAGGAAGAGGGAGUCCUGACCUGAGAGAAGGGAGGAGAAGGGAAAGCUAGUCGGUCGGUGGCUGCCUGAGAGUGGCCCGAAGAGCAGUGGCUUAGACGCCGGGCUUAGAGAUGAGCGCUGGUAGUGAAGAGGCUCCUCGAAGCCGCGCCACCUUCCCUUGUUUGGCCAGCUGGUGGGGCAGAGCAGACGAGCCAUUCCCUAGCUCUGCUGUGUUCAUGUCGCCUGCCUCGGUCCCUCUAGCAGCCCAGUGCUCUGUCCAGCCACCCUGGGGCCACGCCAGGGUCCAUCGAGCCUCUGGGCUGCAGGAGGGCGUGCGGCGGUGCAGGCAGGCUCACUCUAGGGGGCAGGCGAGCCUAGUGGCCUCAGAGGCAGAGGGCAGUGGUAGCUGGAAGCCGGGAGCUAGGCUCCCCCCCCAGCCAAGCGCUGACUGAGUGGUGUCUGGGUUCUCACCCCGGGGCUUUGAGUUCCUGCUGUGUUUGUGCUUCAUUCUUUCGUGCCCCUCAUCGCUGCUAUGAAAACCUUCGUUCUCCAGCAGGUAAAGUGACCUCGCCGUGCUGCCUCUCCCCAGGCCCCUGCCUUGGGCCCUGCGGUGGGUGGGCAGGCUCCCUUCGCCCAAGCCAGCUGCUCGCAUCACCAACUUGUCUCCUCCCUUCUCUCCCCACCCUCUUCCUUCCCAACCUCGUCCACCCUCGCGCUGGCUCAUUGGUUCCGAGUUUUCUCCCGUGUGCUCCUUUCUCUCUUCUGCCAGAGAGACGUUUGGGGGAGUCUUCCAACUCAGGAGAAGGACCUGGGCUCAUUGCUCUACCUUUGAUGAGUUUAUUCCCUGUUAACCCUGGGGCCCCCUGAAUUCUACCUCCCAGGGUCAGAAGAAGGUGUGGCCAACUCUCACCCUACCUUUUCUGGCCCCCAGGGGAUGCCAUGCCCCUGCUCCCCGUCUCCAGGGGCCAUGAUGAUGGCUGAGGCUGGGGGACCUUACUCCUUCCUCUGGCCAAGCAGAACCCCUGCAUGGCUGGGGCCGGGGUGACUCUUAGGCUCGCAUUCCGGGCUGUGGACACGUGUGUAUUUUGCCUGACGCUCCCUGUCACCUCCCUCCCCGGGUGCUGUACUCACCUGUCUCUUCUGCUCGGUGUGUCUGCUCCAGAGCCCUCUGACGCUCUCCCUCACACAGGCAGGCCUGGGCCUCUCCUGCCAUCAGGGAAGGAAACUUCCGAGUCUGGUGGGUUUAGUAUCAUGCCAUUUCUUCAUCCAGCCUCAGGACCCUCAGUGCAGGGGCUGGGAGUACAGGGAACGUGUUUAACUUGACCAGAGCAUGGGGCUGGCGACAGGGGUGAGUUCUCGGGUGUCUCAGCAAGGUGAGGCACAGGCUAGAGGCAGUGCUUUCCUCCCAGCCAAAACCUGGGAAUGUCAGCUGUGGUCCUCGGGCCCUGGAUGGUAGCAGCGACCAGGCUGGUGAGAGACUAGCCUGCUCCUGUGCUGGGGCUCUCAAAGUCGGUAGAGUCGUGGCCAUGGAGCCAGGAGCCACUGCAGACCUCAGAUGUCAGGCUGAGGAGUCGGGACCAGUGUCCUCUCACCCGGCCGGGGCUGAGUGAGGCCCACAGGGGAAGGGGACCCUGGUGCCGGGCGCUGCCGCCUGGGGGAGCGUGGCGCUAUUGCUCUUAGUUUUGAACCUUCUGUUUUGUCUCUUGCCCGUCCGGUUUUAGUUCCUGAAAUUAAAGAAGUGGUGAGCCACAAGUACAAGACA
Orcinus orca (killer whale) is the source of this 6930-nucleotide messenger RNA. RefSeq names its product MAP kinase activating death domain (gene MADD). The transcript is spliced from 34 exons. Gene Ontology annotation, molecular function: guanyl-nucleotide exchange factor activity. Gene Ontology annotation, cellular component: cytosol. The coding region runs from base 240 to 5213 and encodes 1657 amino acids. The record is from RefSeq and is a predicted model, not a curated record. Gene Ontology annotation, biological process: regulation of apoptotic process; regulation of Rab protein signal transduction. NCBI's taxonomy places the organism in Eukaryota, Metazoa, Chordata, Mammalia, Artiodactyla, Delphinidae.